ACGCAUUCUUAUCAGUGUAAAAUUUAGUGAUCAAUGUGAUAAGAUGCAUUGAAGAUAAGUUUAGCAAAAAAAAAUCCCUCAUUUUAGUAUAAGCUUCAUAACCGAGCACAGCAAAUCGUGCCAGACUGGAUUUAAAAAAAGAAAAGAAAAAGAUAGAAUGCCUAAAAAAAUGUAUUUGUGUUUACAGUCAUUCAAAAUGGAUAUGGAGCGACUACCUCUUCUCAAAAAUACUACACGUACAAGUUCCGUGGACGCAGAAGAUAGACGUUCAAAAUUCUUAGGUCCAUCGCAUUUGCAUGAAAAUUACGAACCACACUUACAUCGGCAAGUAGAUCAUCCCACGUCAAAUUUAGACACGAUAAUACAUUUGCUCAAAAGCAAUAUUGGCACUGGGAUUUUAACCAUGCCGCAGGCCUUCAAGUAUGCCGGUUUAUACUUGGGUUUAUUUGGCACUUUUUUCAUGGGAUUCAUAGCCACACAUUGUAUGCAUAUGUUUCUUGCUUCAGCAAAUGAAUUGUGCCGCAGACGAACAGUGCCGUCCAUGGAUUAUUCAGAAACUUGUUACAGUGCAUUUUCAACUGGCCCACCACGGCUUCGAAAGUUUGCACCGCACGCAAAGUAUAUCACAAAUACGUUUUUGGUUUUGUCGCAAAUGGGAUUUUGUUGUGUUUACUAUUUGUUUGUAGCAAAAAACUUACAAGACGUCGGCAACUAUUACUAUGGACCAAUUGAUGUCCGAUAUUAUUUGGUGGUGUUAUUGAUACCAUUGAUUAUGCUGAACUUUUUAAAAAAUUUAAAAAUUCUAGCUCCCGUAUCACUGUUUGCAUCUAUUUUGACAGUAAUUAGUCUUGUAAUUGUAUUUUAUUAUAUUUUACAUGACAUUCCAAGCACGAAGCAUGUACCAAAAGUUGGUAGUUUGAGUGAGCUUCCGCUAUUUUUUGGUAUAGUUAUCUACUCUUUCGAAGGUAUAGGAAUCGUUCUUCCUUUAGAGAAUAAUAUGCGAACUCCAAAAGCCUUUGACGGCUUAACGGGAGUCAUGAACACCGGCAUGGUUAUCAUUGCUGCAUUGUAUGCUGCGAUCGGAUUUUUCGGCUAUUUGAAAUAUGGAGACUGUGUUGCCGCAACAAUCACGCUGAAUUUAGAUCGAAGCUCAAUUGUUGCCGAAUCGGUGCGUGUGAUGUUUGCCAUUGCGAUAUUUUUUUCGUAUAGCCUGCAAUUCUAUAUACCAAUGAAAAUAAUCGGACCUUGGUAUCGUCAGUUGUUUUCAGAACAACGUCAAAAUCUAUACGAUGGCUUAUUACGCAUCGGUUUAAUUGUCCUCACGUUCAUUUUUGCUGCUGUUGUGCCAAAAUUGGGUCCUAUCAUAUCUUUGUUUGGAGCUGUCUUUUCAUCAUCGCUUGCAUUGAUAUUUCCACCAGUCGUUGAGGUGCUUACAUUCGGUUCGAAGGGAAUGGGUCGAUUUCAUUGGAAACUUUUGAAAAAUAUGGCUAUCAUAACAUUUGGUAUUUAUGGUUUUGUAUUGGGUGCCUAUCUGAGCAUUUUGGAUCUGAUGAAAUAAUGGAAUAUGAAAUUAAUUUAAAUAUUAUUUAAACAAGUUUACUUGUACUUGC
Molecule: messenger RNA, 1610 nt
Organism: Contarinia nasturtii (swede midge)
Lineage: Eukaryota; Metazoa; Arthropoda; Insecta; Diptera; Cecidomyiidae
Product: proton-coupled amino acid transporter-like protein CG1139
Exons: 6
Coding region: 158-1558 (466 amino acids)
Biological process (GO): amino acid transmembrane transport
Cellular component (GO): vacuolar membrane
Molecular function (GO): amino acid transmembrane transporter activity
Source: RefSeq, a predicted model, not a curated record